CAUCCAAGGUCCACUUCAGAAGAGAAGCUAAAGUAUUAUACCCACAGCGGAAAGAGGAGAGAGAAACAAGAGAGAAAAGAUGGGGGGAGGAAUGGAGACAAACAAAAACAGAUUCAUCGAAGAUUGGAGCUCUGCGAGAGAGAAUCUGGAGCACAAUUUCCGCUGGACUCGCCGCAACUUGGCUCUCGUCGGCAUUUUCGGCAUCGCUAUCCCCGUCCUUGUCUACAAGGGCAUUGUUCGAGAAUUUCAUAUGCAGGAUGAAGAUAAUGGUAGGCCAUACAGGAAGUUCCUGUGAGUGCUUCUAUGCUUGAUAAUAAAGGUUGAUGCGUGAAACUGGGUUUUAUCUUGGACAACAAAUUGUGUUAUAUACUCGGUUUCGAAACUCGAAUUGUUAAUCAUGAUCAGUAUCAUGUAUUGCACCUUUUAAGUUUCUGGUGUGCUAUUUUAAUCGACUAUUUCAAUA
Hibiscus syriacus is the source of this 463-nucleotide messenger RNA. RefSeq lists its product as uncharacterized. The record is from RefSeq and is a predicted model, not a curated record. The transcript has 2 exons. Lineage: Eukaryota; Viridiplantae; Streptophyta; Magnoliopsida; Malvales; Malvaceae. The coding region runs from base 80 to 295 and encodes 71 amino acids.